CUACCUUCCCUGGUUUAUUCUUUUGCCAAACUGGGAAACAUCGGUGGGGAUUGGAUGGUCUGGGUGCCCGGUAACAUCGAUGGGAAUUGGACCGUCUGGGUGCCCGGUAACAUCGGUGGAUUUAGUCUCUCUACCGGCCGUCAAUGUGACAGGGAUGGAGACACCCGGCACAUUCCGAAUCCCAGGAUGAAGACCAUGGAGCCCAGCCUGUUGGGCCUGGCCGGCCUCCUGCUGGCCGUGUUGAUUCCAGGGGUGGCGUGCGCCAAUAUCCUGGUGGUGCCAGUGGACGGCAGUCACUGGAUCAACAUGCGGCUCCUGCUGCAGGAGCUCCACGACCGCGGGCACUCCCUCAGCGUGCUGCACGCCUCCUCCAGCUGGUUCAUCCGCGAAGAGCCCGCCCUGUACCGCUCCAUCACUGUGCCGGCCGCAAAGAAGCUGGGCAUCAUGGAGGACAGGCAGAUGUUCUCCAAGCUGCUGAUGGAGACUCUGGAGGUCUUCCGGAACGGCUACACGCCCAUGGCCUUCCUGCGAAAUAACCUCAACCUGCGCCGCAUAGUCAGAGAGACGCACGAGGCCGUGCAGGGCUUCAUCACCCGGCUGUUCGAGGACCAGCAGCUGAUGGCCAAAAUAAAAGGGGCUGGCUUCCAGCUGGUGAUCACCGACCCACUCUACCCCACUGGAGCCAUGGUCGCCUGGCACCUGGGCCUCCCCCUGGUCAACAACGCCCGCUUUGUCACCAAUGGUGACUGCCACCAGCUGCUGGCACCCUCGCCCAUCUCCUACGUGCCGGUGGUGGGGAGCCGUCUGACUGACAGCAUGACCUUCGGCCAGCGCCUGUCUAACACCAUCCAGUACUUCAUUGCCACCGCCCUCAUGGGCAAAAUAAUGGAGAGUGGCUAUGAGGAGAUGUGCCAGCAGUACCUGGGGCCGAGCACCAACCUGCGGAAGGUGGUACUGGCCGCCGACGUGUGGCUGAUGUGGGUGGACUUUGUGCUGGACUUCCCACGGCCCACCCUCCCCAACAUGAUCUACGUGGGCGGCUUCCAGUGCAAGCCGGCCCAGCCCCUCCCUGCCGAGCUGGAGGCGUUCGUGCAGGGCGCUGGCGAUCCCGGCGUGGUGCUGGUCUCACUGGGGACUCUGGUGACCAAUCUCCCCGAUUGGCUGUCUGAGACCAUGGCGACGGCCUUCAGCCGCCUGCCCCAGCGGGUAGUCUGGCGCCACCUGGGUCCUCUGCCCCAUGGCCUGGGCAAUAACACCCUCGUGGUCAACUGGAUGCCCCAGAACGAUCUGCUGGGCCACCCCAAGACCGUGGCCUUCGUCUCCCACGGGGGCACUAACGGCCUGUACGAGGCCAUCUACCACGGGGUGCCGGUGGUGGGGCUGCCCCUCGUCUUCGACCAGUUCGACAACAUGGUCCGGCUGCAGGCCCGAGGGGCCGCGCGGGUGCUGGACACCACCGGCCUGCGGGCCGACGAGCUGGAGGCUGCCGUGCGGGACGUGGCGGGGGGCCCGGGCCUCUCGUACCGCCGUCACAUGCAUCGCCUGUCCGCCCUGCACCGUGACCAGCUGCAGACCCCGCUGCAGCGCGCCGCCUACUGGGUGGAGUUCGUGCUGAGGCACGGCGGCGCCCCUCACUUGCGGCCUGUUGGCCUCGACCUGCCCUGGCACGUCUACCACGGACUGGACGUGGCAGCGUUCCUGGGCGGGCUGGCCGUCUGCGGGCUCCUCUUGUCCGUCCUGCUGAUCAAAUGGCUCUGCAGAGCCCUGAGGGGAGACAAGCGGAAGCAGGACUGAGGGAAGGGCGAGCGGGGAGCCACAUAGAACAGCCGACAGUACGGGGCAACUCAGAAGAUCACCUCUGGCUCUCAGGUGACUUAGGUAAAGGGGGAGGGCGGAUAGACUCGGAUUUUGUCCUUUAACGUAUAGGAAAAUGUCAGGUGAUCAUACAGAAGUCUAGAAAUUUAUCGGUGGGGGGGCAUGGAGAUGAUGAACGGCCUCAGGGGGUAGGAGAGUGAGGGGUGACUAUACUGAAGCAUCAACAUUGACACAUUGGUGGAUUCUGGUUAAUUGGGACACUUUGGGACCAGUGCAUUUUGGCUGCCCAAAUUAGCCGAAGUUUCAUGGAAAUAGUUAAGAAUGUAUUAAACAGGACAAACUGAGUAUCAAAUUAUGUACUUAAAUAUGGAAAAAAAUGAGAACACUACCAAUACUACUACAGCACUGUGUAUUAGUUCCUUAUAGUUAUCAAUGAAGAAAUUCAUCCAAUGUACUCAAUAAAAAAAAUCAAUGCAG
Messenger RNA from Mobula hypostoma (lesser devil ray), 2292 nucleotides. RefSeq names its product UDP-glucuronosyltransferase 2A2-like. Bases 55 to 1794 code for a protein of 579 amino acids. Gene Ontology annotation, molecular function: UDP-glycosyltransferase activity. The transcript has 2 exons. Lineage: Eukaryota; Metazoa; Chordata; Chondrichthyes; Myliobatiformes; Myliobatidae. The record is from RefSeq and is a predicted model, not a curated record.